Gamsiella multidivaricata is the source of this 3221-nucleotide messenger RNA. RefSeq lists its product as uncharacterized. The transcript is spliced from 4 exons. Lineage: Eukaryota; Fungi; Mortierellomycota; Mortierellomycetes; Mortierellales; Mortierellaceae. The coding region runs from base 150 to 2927 and encodes 925 amino acids. The record is from RefSeq and is a predicted model, not a curated record.
CAUAAAAAUAAGAAGUGCGGGAGCUCUGGCCUUUCACACAUCUGCUUUUUCUCCCUUCCUUACAACAUCAACACGUUCCCACCUUCCCUCCGUCCCCUCUUCGUCUUCUCUCAAGUUCAUCUCGCUACUGUCGAAAAGACAACAGCAGAAUGACAAAGUCCAUGAGGAUCGAGCUCGAGGGCGGGUUCAUCGGCCAAAGCAGCGACCCCAAGGCGAAGAGGCUCAUGUUCCCCUGGACAGGAACGCAGGGGCCUAUCAUCAACGGAAAGCUUAUUGUCAAUCAUCGCGACGACCUCACAUUCAAGGCGCUUACCCUGACCUUUACGGCAAAGAUAUCAUGCAGUUGGUCCGAACAUCGACUGGGCUCGACUGUACAUUACUCCGCCAAAAAACCUCUCCUGGAAAAGAAUUGGGUAUUCCUAGCAAAGUCGGACGCAAAACUCCACCUGCUCCACGCAAACCAGACUUAUACCUACGACUUCCAGCUGGCGCUACCGGUCAAUCUGCCCAAUUCGUUAUCCAUGAGCACAGGGAAAACAGAGUAUUUGUUCACAGCCAACUGCAAACGUUCCGCCUUUCAAACGGAUCUCUACGCGGAUCAACUGGUCGAGAUCUACCAGUCCUUACCAUCUGCACAUCCACACUGUAUCUAUCCACUCCACCAGACCGCCGACUUUGAAAAUGCGUUGAAUUACUUGGUCCAGAUCCCUCGAAAAGCAUUCCAUCAUGGAGCCGUAAUCCCCAUCACGGUCAGGAUAAACCCUCUCCCGGGCACUGGAGCACGGUGGCGUGUACUCAGUAUGGACAUGAAGAUCAAGGAGUACUUUUGGUUCAUUUCGCCAGGCAAGGGCAUGAAGCACGAGAAGAGAACGCUGGUCGAGUCUUCGCAGGGGAGCGGUAGUUGGCCCGUACAGACAAGCCCUGUGGAGCGGACACUUUCGAUCAGCGUGCCGGCAUACAACGUGAUGUCAACAGUCGAUACGGAAGUCAUCAAGUGUACUCACAGGCUGAAGGUUCUGCUCACGAUCGACAUUAACGGAUCGUCUAAGAAGAUCGCGGUAGACUUCGAUAUCUAUAUUCCAGGACCAUUCCCACCAGGACAAGGACCGGUUGGUGCGACCCCUCAGCAGCAGCCGCAACCACAACUGCAGUAUCAGCAGGUACCGAUACAGCCGUAUGUUCAAACACAGGCUCAGCAUCAGAUUUUACAGCAGCAACCAGUGAUUCAGGGGGUUCCGUACCCGUCCCAACCACAACCACAAUCGCAGCCGCCCCAGCCUCAGCAGCAGCAAUAUCAUCAUAUGCAGCCAGCGGCGCAACAACAUCCGCCACUACCCGUCUCCACGCAGCAGCAAUACUCAGCACAGCCCUAUCCAAUGCCUUUACAGACUUCCAUCAUAACUUCCGCUAGCUACCCUCUCUCGGCCCAAACACCCACGACGGUUUUUGCACAGACAUCACCCUUGUCUCCUCAGACAUCGCAUCAUACCCAACAGACCUCCUUCCCAGCCCCACCAGCGCCAUUACCAGCUACUCCAGGCAGCACACCAGGCAUGUCCGCCGCUACGGCAGCGUCUCAUCCAUACAGUCAAGGAUAUCCUACGCCAACAGCGUCUCACACUUAUCCCGUCGCCACAUCAUCACAGGGAUAUCCGACUCCAAAGUUGCCGUCUAUGCCUUCACCAACAGUUCCAACUUAUCCCUUGCCACCUUCGCCCGUUCCAGGUUAUGUACCAUCCCACUCUACAGCAGCACCACCUUCUGGGCCAACAUGCGUGGCUAUGUCAGUGCCUCCGCCUACGCUGGCUGCGGCACACACCACGGCUGCUGACGGUUCAUUUUCCUCUCCGGGAGCACAUCCUGGAACACCUGUGAUGGCCUACCAGCAUCAGCACUAUCAGGCUGCAACACCUAAGUUUAAUUCUCCGAAGGUGUUAGGUAAUGGCCCACCGCCGCUUCAGGUGGACGAUACGAUCAAGGUGUCUGUCCCCAAUAUUGAUGACUCCAUCAAAGUGAAUCUGGACGACAUCAAGAUUCCUUCGACGCCUUCUACCCCUGCCACACUAGCGGCUUCGAGCCAUUCAAAAAAUCCGCAGCUGAGACUUUCGGCCCAUGGAGGGUCGGCAGGGGAGAUUCAGCAGCAAAAGCACAGUAGUGAUGCCUUUCUAUCGUUUUCAGCAGUGCCCACACAACCACAUGCACCACAUGCGAUCAAACCCGAAGAAACGGAUGAUAGCCAGUUCUCUUAUAAACCCCCACCACCGUCUCUGUCGACUGCAACGGUAACCACAACAGUAACCGUACCAGCAACUAGGCCAGCAGCUACAACAGCAGGAACAAGUUCGACAGUAAAUUCUGCAUCGACAGUGAAUAUAGUGUCAACCUCCGCGGCAUCGCCAAACCAUAACUCGAAUCCGUAUGCUGUUGCAGCAGCAGCUGCUGCAGCGACGAGUCAACAGCAUGAUUUAUCUCACCAAUUCAGCCAAAUGGGUUUUACUGCUCUUCCCCCUCCUUCCACCCCAACGUUUUCAUCUGCAGCAUCUCCCACUCCAAGCUAUACACAACCACCGUCACCAUCGGUUCGUCCUGGUAUUUCAUCACAAGUCAGCAUGUCUUCGUAUCCUAACCAGUUAUCACCAGUGUCGGCAGCAGCGACGGGAGCAGUUGUUGCGAGCCAGCAGUACCAGCAACAGCAGCAGGUACCGCCACCACCAUCUACACCAACAUCAUACCAUCCUUCAAUGCCCUCCAUGCUCCAAUCUCAAGGACAGCCGCAGCCGCAGCCGAUGUACCAUCAACAACAACAACAACAACAACACCUACAACAGCUACAGCGGCCACGGCCGCCUCCAAAGCAGCAGGUCUGGAUCCCAGUGUACCAGACACUGAAUGGCAAGACAUACGUACAAUACAAGCCAGGCGCAUGAAGGGAGCUUGGCGCCAAGACACCUUCUACAUUCCUUUCCUUCGUCGUCAAACAGACUAGACAAAUUCGUUUCUUUUAUAAUCAAACCCUCAGCGUCUGGUAAGCAAAAAACAAACAAACUAGCAACUAAAAAGGAGAAACCCCAGCGGAAGUGAUGGACCACAACAGCUGUGGCAGAUGCAUGGAAAUGAUUCUAUUGGUUUUGUUUGAAAACAGAAAGAACAAAGGAGGACCAAAAAGGAGAAAACCCAAAGACCCUUGCGGGUUCAAAAAAUGACGUUCUGACACCAACUAG